GUUUCAGAUUCAGUUUUCUCCAUGUCCGUGGAUAUUGCAAGCAACUACGAAUGUCCUUUCUGGCAGCAGGAUGUGGACAGUUUGGCUAGGGUGUCAAGGACAAGUUUUCCCUUAUGGUGGAACGUAUUGGGUAUUCAAGGAGCCUUACUUAGCCUCUUUGUGGAGCCAAUUUACUUCUCUAGCAUCAUCUUGGGGAGUUUAUAUCAUGGGGAUCAUCUAUCCAGAGCCGUAUACCAGAGGAUAGCAGAGAUAGAAGAUCUACCACCUCUUUAUACACUCAACAGACCUUUACUUAGUGGUAUUAGCAAUGCAGAAGCCCGUCAACCAGGGAAGGCACCAAACUUCAGCGUGAACUGGACAGUAGGAGAUACUGGUCUUGAAGUUAUUAAUGCUACAACCGGCAAAGAUGAAAUGGGUCGUGCAUCUCGCCUUUGUAAGCAUGCUUUUUACAGCCGCUGGAUGCGUAUUCAUUCAAAGCUUUCCUCCAGCUUGCGCUCAAAGAUCCUCAAGCCAAACCUGUACCAUGAAACCAAGCAAGGAGCCACUGAGUAUCAAACUGCCAAAGAGUGUUUGUUUAAAGCAUUCCUGAAGGCAGGACUUGGAGCCUGGGUGGAGAAACCCAUAGAACAGGAUCAGUUUUCUCUCACGGUCUGAUUCACAGACGGCACAUCACUUUGGAAAGGGGGUUGUUCUGGAAAUUCCUAGUGUCCAGCUUUGCUUUCUGGCAUCUUUCUGUUUAGAGUUGGGUUUUUUCCUUUGUUUUUUUUGAAACGUCAUAGUAACUGUUUCUGUUUUGCCCAAGUAUUGAAACUCAAUGAUGAUCUGACACACAAUUGUAUAUUUUGUUAUGGGAAAGUAAUUUCUAGUGUGUUUCUAGAAAUACUUUUACUAUAGAAAACUUGCAGUAAGGCUGUCCUUACAGUAUACAAUGACUCAUUUUUUCUGGGUUAAAAUUAUUUCUUUUUUUAAUUCAGUGUCAUCAAGUGCAUGAAGAAAUGACAAGUUUCUCUAGGUUUUACACCACACUUUUAGAAAGUAGCUUAAUUUUUUUAAAAGAAAAUAGGUGAUGAAGCUGAUUCUACUCCUCUGUUAACUUGUUUUUGAACUGCAGAUAUUUCUAGCAUAUAGACCACUGAGCCAGAAUGGAGUCUGGACAGCUAGUUUUUCCCCACUUCCUUGCUCUUUAAAACCAGCUGCUGAAAAUUUCAUGUCUUUGAUGUAUGUAUUUAUUAGUCUGUGACCCAGUUUUUAACAUGCAGCUUUUUAUUCUGUUUUUAAAAAUACAUUUACCUCCCAUUUA
Pelecanus crispus (Dalmatian pelican) is the source of this 1300-nucleotide messenger RNA. The record is from RefSeq and is a predicted model, not a curated record. NCBI's taxonomy places the organism in Eukaryota, Metazoa, Chordata, Aves, Pelecaniformes, Pelecanidae.